Molecule: messenger RNA, 609 nt
Organism: Prorocentrum cordatum
Lineage: Eukaryota; Dinophyceae; Prorocentrales; Prorocentraceae
Source: the annotation of a GenBank genome assembly
GUGCAGGAGCUGCUCGAGAAGAACGAGACGAUCCCCAAGUGGAUGGACGACAUGGUCGCUCGGAGCACCAAGCAGGGCCAGAUGAAGUGGGCCGCCAAGGAGGCCAAGCGCUUGAAGCACGAGAAGAAGGACGUGCCGGAGUGGAUGGCCGCACUGGAGGAGGAGGACGACAAGUGGGCGAACCGCUGGGCCGCGUGCAAGGUGUCGGAGCUGCAGUUCGCGGGCGCCGAUCCGCCCGACUGGAUGAGGGAGAACGGCAGGAAGGCCGUGUACGCGGCUGCGAUGGAGAAGCUGGCAGAGAUCCAGGAGCAGAUAGACGAGCUGGAGGCCCUGAAGGAGAAGGAGGUCGCCCUGGUGCAAGCCCGCGGUGACAUCAAGCUGGCGGAGAGGCGCCAGCUAGUGUCGCACCGCCCGACGGCCGCGACGCCGCGUGCUCCAUCGAAGGUGGAGGCUACCAACUCAACGAAGGCGCUGCCCGUUUCCUCGAGAUCGCAUGUGUCCUCCAACUCGAACAAGGUGCUGGACCUGUCGAAGAAGAAACGGGACGUCAUGAGCAUGAUCAGCCAGGCCGCCGUCGACGUCGAGGGCGACGACCGCAGGGUUGCCUAG